UAGUUGCCCUGAUGGGGGAGUGGUUGGUUCAGUGUGUGCCGGGAGGUGAAAGCAUAUUCAGACAGAGGAGCUUUCCUGGAGCUCGCAGACAACUCAAGGACACUUCAGCAGGGAGGAUGCUGACCGGGGUCUUCAAAGGCCUCUUCUAGAGAUGCAGAAUCAUUUAGAAUAUAAGAAAAUAAUUUCCAUGUUGUUAUGGUGUUAUUUUGUUUCCAGGUAGUGUGAUGAAGCCGUCUCUCUCUUUGUCUCACGUCUGGCUCUCAGCCCUACGUCCUUUGAUUGACGACUGGUGUAGACCAUUGCAGAGGCUGAGGCUUUCUUACUCGUCAUGGCUGAUCAUGUUUGACCUUGAUGUGUCCUCUUGUGCCCUUUGCUAAUAUUUUACAAACAAGCUGUCUAUUAUACUACUGUUUGAUUUCUGCAUGAUCUACCUCUACUCGAGUCUCUUGAGUUUUUUCAUUAUCUGUGGUGUGAAUAUUGGCUCCCCAUACACUGUAAUUAUGACACUUUGCCCAUGAUAAUCAUACUAAUGCAAUAAAGGAAAUAAUGUGAUAGGCAAUAUAAUAUACAAUCAUUUGAUUCAGCCCCAACAAACAUACCACUGGAAUAACUAAAUAAUCUUUAAGAAAAUCAGCAACCAAUUUUCCAGUUGUGUCGUUUUAACCCAUGUGAUGCUUACAAAACAAAACAUUACUAUUGUGUGCAUUAUAGUGAUCAUUGUGCCAUCAUUUUAACACCCCAAACCUGUGCAAAUUGAAUAAAACCUCAAAACAGAAAAUCCAGCUUAAAGCCACACAAAAUAGCAAUCUACAGUGUAAAAGGUGGAAUUAAAAUAUUUAACAACACUAUAUUUAUGUAGGACAUUGUUUAGCGAAUAGCAGGCUGAUUACCUCCCAAAGUUUCUCUCCCGUAGAGACAACUGUGCUCAGCAGCAUCCUCCCCUCUUCCUGUGUCAUGGCUUCUUCAUGCAGUCAAGCAUACAUUCAUCAUCCUGCUCAGCAAACACAUUUUCAAAUAUAAAUUUAGUUUCCUUCUGCCAUACAAUCACUUCAGCCCCAAUCUGUGUAAAUCAGGAAAUGUCCACUAUGUCUUUUAAAUAUUUGUUUAAUUCUGGAGGAAGAUGCAGUUACAUACCACGUGAAAAUAUUACACUAUAAAAACUAUGGCAAGUAAAAGCAGGCAACAUGAUGGAAUUCCCAGUAAUAUUUGUUGUAAUAUCAUAUCACUUAGAGUAAAUCCUUUUUUAUUCUUAGAGGCUGGUUUAAGACUUUCCGAAAUAGGGAAAUUAACAAUUAAUGUCCCGAUUGGUUGAGCAUUAUAUUAAAAAAUAUAUCAUAUAUUUCACAUAUCUUUUGAAAUGCCAGAAUUAUUCACCCACACUUUGCCAAACUAAUACAUUUUGAUGUACCGUAUUUAAAACAUGUUUUUAUAUUUAAUUUGUGCCUAUAUUCCUCAUAUCAACAACACAGUCACAGUAGUAGUGUUCAUGCCUGCUCGGCUCAGGCCAGUAAGAGUUACGGUGUCACCAGUUCCUCACCAGCAGAGUUGGCUGCAGAGAAGCAGGUCACUGUUUGACUAAAAUUGUCAGGAAAUGAUCUCUGCUGUGGAAAGUAAAGGCACACUCACGUGUCUACAUUUCUUUUCACACGUUCAAACCCAUACUUUAUUAAUUGUAGCUUGCAGCUAUUUGACAGUCACACUGUGUGAGUGUAUGUGCAGCUGGCCCAGUCACACUCCAUUCACCGCCCAUCUGUCCAUGUCAGACCGGCCUCUCCUCUCCUCCUCUCUUUAUUCCGUCACUUUUUUUUCUCUCUCUCUUUUAUGCUCACCUUUGGAAAAUCACUGGUGAGCCUCGACCAACACGAGCAGUGAGCUGUUGGCAUAUCCUGUAAUCAAGAUGGCUCGUGGUUAAUCGCCCCAUUGGAACAUGUCUGCAGAGCUGUUUGCAGGAGAAAUGCAUGAACACAGAGCGACGGGGUUUGGCUUUUGAGACUGAAGUCUGAAGCUGCACCAGAUUUCUGACAAACAUGGAGACAUGAGCAUGAGUGGAGAGUUGAAGUCCAGCCGCUCCAGGGCAGCGAGUAAGAGGGCCAGCAACACCAUUUAUGGAUCUGAGUUCGACCUGGACUACGACAGCUACCACGAGGACUACAAUGACAGGGUGUAUGACUACCAGCGUGUGCCGGCCUCCCUGUCUCCUCUGCCACUGGGACCCAGUCUGGCCAAGCGGCCCCGUUCCUCCUCCUACUCCUCUGGGAACAGACGCAGUCGAGACAGAACCCACUCCAAAAGCUCCAGAGCCCACUCCACUAAUUCAUCCACAGCCAAGUUGGGAUUGGAGGAGUUGCAGGUGAUUAAAAAGGAGCUGACUCUGAUAAAGACACAGAUCGAUGGACUGCUCGACAGUCUGGACAAAAUGGACACACAGAGGAGUGACCACAAAGGGUCUCCCCUGAGAGAGGACAGUCCAGCUGGUUCACUGUACGCUCUGUCUGCAAGCAGCCCCGAGCACUCCCUCUCCUCCCUCUCUCCACCCAGCUCCCGCCAUCGCAUCCACAGAGAGAAACCUGACCCGAGGGAGCCCAAUGAUGACCACCACACGAUGAGCAACCACAGCUCUGACCCAGAGGAGGAAAUAUGAGGAAGGAACAUGAGAAGACGUAGAAGACAUGGACGAAGUGCCAAACAUGGAGGAAGAGAACAAAAGACGCCAAGACAACACUAAAAUGAUCAGAUAACACAAAACAUGUAUGUCAUUGUAUCACAACAGCCUGGUUUCUGUGACCAUACAACACGACAACACUGACACAGGUGACUUACACAAACCAAGUACUUGCACAUCUGAUUAAAAAUGAUUGAGAUUGAUGAUUGUGAGAGUGAGAGUGGACAACUAGAAGAACGGUAAUGAAAUGUAACUUUUUAUUAUCCCGCCUAAGCAAACACUAAUAUUCCAGUAUUAAUCCAAAUGAGACAAAAUGAUUUCUGAUUUUAAACCUUGUGUAAGUAGCUUACCAAUUUAUCGUGUCCACAUUUCUAACCUUCUUCUGAAACAGGCAGCACAUGCCAGCAUCAGGCCAUACAUAUAGCAAUAAUUUAGAUUAAUAACUUGUGUUGCUGGAGGUGAUGCAGUGUUUCUGCUGUUUCACCAGUUUUUCCCAAGAAAAUUAAUUGAAUAAUGUAGAUAAAUUAUAUAACUAGGAAUAUUAAUGAAGUGUGGCAGUUCUAAACCACGUCAACAGCUUACUUAAAUAUUAUAAUUUUCUGAAUAGUGUGUGCAUGUUCUAUAAAAUGAAAAUUCCUUUGGUGGAAGUAUUUUGAUCUGUGAAAGCAAAAAGAAUCGCAACAUUCUCAAAUGUAAUCUUUCUAAAAGGCAUUUUGUUGAUGCUCAACUCACAUUUUCUCUUUAUUGUAUACUUCUAAGAUAUAGGAAUUUAGCUAGUCAAAUUAAAUCAGUCAUCUUUGAGAGAUUGAAUAGUGAUGCUGAUCAUUGAGGAGAAACAUGUUGUUGUCUGCUUGUAAAUAUCAGUAUGUUAUACUCUCUAAACAAAUGUAUUUUCUCUUCUUUAAAUGUGAUAGAGAAAUGUUACUCCUCUCUUCUAACAUGGAUUUGGCACUUUUAAGAUAUGCAGAGGCCCCCGAUCAGUGUGUCAUUUUGUGUAUUAUUGUAAACUUUACUGUAAUUGUUGUACUUUCGGAUUUUAAUCUUGCUUUAGGACUUCUCAUGUGUUUUUUUAAAAGAAAACAAUAAUGUUAUUCCUAUGAUGUUACAUCUUUUUGUUUACAUUCUUCAGAUUAGCCAAGUGAAAAUACUCAUUGUCCCAGUAGUAAAGGUAUUUUCAUAUGGAGUAUAAAUACAGUACAUGGGA
Messenger RNA from Pseudoliparis swirei, 3866 nucleotides. RefSeq names its product heterogeneous nuclear ribonucleoprotein C. Gene Ontology annotation, cellular component: nucleus. The record is from RefSeq and is a predicted model, not a curated record. Gene Ontology annotation, molecular function: RNA binding. The transcript is spliced from 7 exons. Bases 2036 to 2641 code for a protein of 201 amino acids. NCBI's taxonomy places the organism in Eukaryota, Metazoa, Chordata, Actinopteri, Perciformes, Liparidae.